Messenger RNA from Topomyia yanbarensis, 1622 nucleotides. RefSeq names its product UDP-glucose 4-epimerase (gene Gale). The coding region runs from base 396 to 1451 and encodes 351 amino acids. The record is from RefSeq and is a predicted model, not a curated record. Gene Ontology annotation, cellular component: cytosol. Gene Ontology annotation, biological process: beta-D-galactose catabolic process via UDP-galactose, Leloir pathway. Gene Ontology annotation, molecular function: UDP-glucose 4-epimerase activity. The transcript has 5 exons. Lineage: Eukaryota; Metazoa; Arthropoda; Insecta; Diptera; Culicidae.
UCAUAGACGAAUUUGCUUAUUAAAUCCAUAUAGUUCAGUUCCCUACUUCCUAGUCAGCAUUUAGUAGUAAUCAUAGUUUUCAAGCUUGCUCGUGCAAUAUCAGUAGAAUCAAGAACGACGACGUUGUACACAUCGCCGCUUCCAGUAGCAAACAAGCGCUUCUACAAAUGUACAAUAACUGAUCGUCAUCAUUCGCUGUAUUAUUCUGCUCGCUCUGUUUUGUGAUAAGAUAAGCAGAAUUUUCUGUUCCACCAAGGCAAAGAACGCGCAAGUGUUGGGGCAAUGAGUCAAGCGUCGUUCAUACGUGUCGCUUGACCAUACAGCAUUUGCCGUUUGGAUCGUCCAGAUUGCUCACAAUUAUUGCUCCCCUCCUCGCGCCAGCAACAGAAACAGAAAUGUCCCUCACAAUUUUGGUUACCGGCGGGGCCGGAUUUGUUGGAUCGCACACAGUACUGGAACUGCUGAAUGCCGGUCACAAGGUUAUCUGUGUUGACAACUUGUGCAAUGCAUUUGGAGCGGCCAAUUCUAAACUGCCGGAAUCGUUGAAACGAGUGCAGCUACUUACCGGGAAAUCUGUUGUGUUCUACGAUGUGGAUAUCCGCAACAAGGACGGAUUGAGGGGGAUUUUUAAAAAGCAUAAAAUUGAUUGUGUGGCACAUUUUGCGGCACUGAAAGCGGUUGGGGAGUCAUGUCGGAUUCCGCUUCAAUACUAUCAGAACAACAUUACCGGUACGAGUGUUCUGCUAGAAGUUAUGGAGGAGCACAACGUGUUCAACUUUGUCUACAGCUCUAGUGCCACCGUGUACGGGGAACCGCAAAAGCUCCCACUGGACGAGAGCCAUCCAACGGGUAGCUGCACUAAUCCGUACGGUAAAAGUAAAUACUUUACGGAGGAAAUUCUGAAAGACCUAUGUCAGUCGGACGCGCGGUGGACGGUGAUAUCGCUGCGCUAUUUUAAUCCAGUGGGAGCGCACAAAUCCGGACAAAUCGGUGAAGAUCCGAAUGGGGAGCCUAACAAUCUGAUGCCAUACAUCUCUCAGGUGGCCGUUGGGCGGCGGUCGUGUUUGAAGGUGUUUGGCAAUAAUUACGAUACCCCGGACGGAACGGGCGUUCGAGAUUACAUCCAUAUUGUGGAUUUGGCCGAAGGGCAUUUAAGUGCCAUCAAAAAGUUGGCCAGCGGUGAGUUGAACGGGUUUGUUGUGUACAAUCUGGGUACGGGACGUGGGUACUCGGUACUGGAGGUGGUGGAUGCAUUUGCUAAGGCUUCGGGCAAGGAAAUUAAAUUCGAAAUUGUAGAUAGACGUCCCGGUGACGUAGCAACUAGCUACGCGGAUGUGACGUUGGCCGCGAAGAAACUGGGUUGGACAGCGAAACGAGGACUGAAGGAGAUGUGCGAGGAUACGUGGAAUUGGCAAAAGAAUAAUCCAAACGGGUUUGCGGGGGCUAAUUGAAAUUACGCGGGUUCCGAAACGGAGUAAGAUUUACAAACGAAUGCUUUUAGUCGGGAGGUAAUUUCCAGCAUUUUAAGAGAAUUUUUGUUAGUAAAUAUUGUAGAUAAUCAAAUGGAGUAUACCUAAGAGAAUGCUAUAGAACCAAAUAAAUUUCUGUUAUGCUAUCUACUA